Messenger RNA from Chanos chanos (milkfish), 7995 nucleotides. RefSeq names its product myomegalin. The record is from RefSeq and is a predicted model, not a curated record. Bases 1 to 7995 code for a protein of 2664 amino acids. NCBI's taxonomy places the organism in Eukaryota, Metazoa, Chordata, Actinopteri, Gonorynchiformes, Chanidae. Gene Ontology annotation, biological process: centrosome cycle; regulation of Golgi organization; positive regulation of microtubule nucleation. Gene Ontology annotation, cellular component: centrosome; nucleus; Golgi apparatus. The transcript has 48 exons. Gene Ontology annotation, molecular function: zinc ion binding; molecular adaptor activity.
AUGUCUAACAGUUACCGUACUCUGUCACAGCACCUCAAUGACCUGAAGAAGGAGAACUUCAGCCUCAAACUUCGCAUCUACUUUCUGGAAGAGCGAAUCCAGCAGAAGUACGAGGACAGCAGCGAGGAUGUGUACAGAACGAACAUCGAGUUAAAAGUAGAGGUGGAGAGCUUGAAGCAGGAGCUACAGGAGAAACAACAGCUCCUUGACAAGGCCUUGAUAACAGCAGAGAGCCUGACCAAUCAUAAUGAGGCAGAGUUGCAGCGAAGGUGCGAGGAGAGGCAGCAGGAGAUUGAUCACAUGCAGGAGGUUCUGCAGACCAAGAUCCAGCUCUUGCAGGAGGAGGCCCAGUUAGCACGCAAUGAGGUGGAGCGCAUGGCCACACUAGCAGAGUCCCGAUCCCAACAUCCCAGUGUUGCCAUGGCUACUGAAAAUACCCCAGGGGACAGGAACUGGAAGCUCACGAGCUUGCCAGCAGACGCAGAGAGGAUCAUUGAGGAGCUAACUGCAGCCGUGCACUCCAAGGAGCGAGCUAUCAGAGAGCUGACGGAAGAGAGGAGUUCUCUGAGAGAGAGAGUCGGAGAACUAGAAGAUCAGUUACAGGACCUCUCUUCUACCCUCCUGCAGAAAGAGAGGGACGCUGAGUUUUACCAGGAGGAGCUGAGCCGUGAGAGACUGCGCAUUCAACAAGAGAUGCAGAAAGUCAAAGAGACUGCUUUGAUCGCUACUACUUUUGAUUUUACACUGGAUUCCAGGAUGAAAGAAGUCUGUCGUAUUUGUGCACGGGAGCUGUGCGGUAACCAACGGCGAUGGAUUUUCCAUCCAGCUGCCAAACUGAACCUGCAAGUGCUGCUUUCACACGCGCUCGGCCGAGAGCUGACGCGCGAUGGCCGGGGCGAGUUUGCUUGCAGCAAGUGCGCCUUCAUGCUCGACCGUAUGUACCGGUUCGACACCGUAAUUGCCCGCGUGGAGGCACUGUCAAUCGAGCGUCUGCACAAACUGCUGCAGGAGAAGGACAGGCUGCGACAAUGCAUCGCUGCACUUUAUCGGAAACACAAUUCUGAAGAGGCCACAGUCAUGACUGGCACGGGGAAAGACUGCACUGUUGAUAUCUCCAGCCUCCAUGACGCCAAGUACUGUGCCCUCCUGCAGGAGGACCUGGUCUACUGCAUGUACGAGUCAUGGGCUGAGGACGAGGAGCAAACUCUUGAGUGCCCCCACCAUCAGUGCCAGAUGUCAGAGGUCUCCUCCUGGCUGCGUACGCGCAGGUGCCGAACGUGUAGAACCUUGCGGGUUGCCGACUCAGACUAUGAAGCCGUCUGUAAGGUGCCGAGGAAGCUGGCCAGGAGCUUCUCCUGUGGGCCUUCCACUAGGUACUCUGCGAGCAUGGUUGGCAGUAAUUUUGCCGAGGAACGCACCUCCUCUGCCACACUAAUGCCAGAGCAGCAGCCCGACAGUGAACAGACCCUGGGUGAGAGAGCAAGUUCCAGCACCUCAGUGGAGUCUCUCGACACAGCUGUUGACGUGGGGCGUAAAGAUGGAGAGGCGGACAGAGAUGGAAGGGAUGAGCAGAACUCUGACUCGCUCUCUGAGGAGCACAUGGGGCCUCCUACAGGCUCCACCGGACCUGGUGGUAAACUGGCUCUAGCCCUCUGCCUGCUGGAAAAUUGUACAUACAGGCCCAUUCAAAGCCCUCGUGGCAGUAGGCUACCAGUCUUGAUCAAACCUACCCCUGCACAUACGAGCAAUAAACCUUGCAACCUAGAGCAGGUCCUCAGAACUGCGUAUGUGGAGGGAGACUGUGUGCUGGGAGAUCUGGAGACCCCCCAUGUCCAGCUGGAUGUGGGUUUGGAGCUGGCGGAGAUGGAGGAGAUGUGGCGGGACACCUAUAUAGAAUAUAUGCCUUUCCGCUUCCAGAAGAGUUUGAUUGAAGAGCAGCAGAGCCAGCUGAACCAGUAUGAGUGUGCAGCUGGUCAGUGUGUUAGCGAGCUGCAGAAGGCUCAGCUUCAAGUCCAGUCCCUGCAGGCCAAGAUCCACGAGAGCGAGACCAACAAUAAGAAGCUGCAGGAGAAGUUAUGUGAGAUGGAGACUGAACUGCGGUCCAUCACACAAGCAGCCCAAAGCCAAGAGAGAACAAUACAGGGGCUGACAGAAUCCCUCAGUACCAAGGACACAGAGGCUCAAGAGCUUUACCAGCUAAUCGAGGCCCAGAAUGCCACAAUGUGUAAACUCAGAGAGAUGGCCCAUCGUAAUCAGUUCCAACAGACACAGGUUCCAGAGGGAGGAAGCGGGUCAGGAACCGAGGUCCAGCUCCAGACCGAGCUUGUGAGGUUGCAGAGUUCUCUGUUCUCCUGCCAGCUGGAACUGGAAGCCAGCCAACGCGCCUAUAGACAGAGCCAGAGACACGCCGAGGAUCUCACUCGCACCAGAGACCGUCUCCAUGGAGACCUGCAAGAUGCUCUGCGCCACCACGAGACCACUGAAAAAUACAACCAGGACCUGCGUGGUACCAUACAACAGCUGCGUGCAGAGUUGCAAAUGAAAGAAGCUCAGCUGAGAGAAAAUGAGACAGAAAAACAUUCACAGCUGAUGGACAGAGACAAGACCAUCACUCAACUUCGGCUGUCCUUACAGGAGAAAGAGAGACUCCUGGAGGAAUACUCUGAGUUGCUGGAACAGCCUGCAGACACCAGCAGACCCCGAGAUGCCCUAUUAGACAAGCUUAGGAGCCGAAUCCGCGACAGAGACAGAGCCCUAGAGCGUUCCAUAGAUGAGAAGUUCCGCUGUCUAGAGGAGAAGGAGACGGAGGUCCACAGGCUGCAGCAAGCGCUCCGAGAAAAGGAGAGAGACCUGGAGAGACUGCGCUGCAUACUCUCCAACAAUGAGGAGACCAUCACGAGUCUGGAUGCUCUGGUGCGAGGUCGGGAACUGGAGUUAGAGCAGACACAGGAGGCUUUGAGGAAACUAAAGUGGCUGAAACAGGAGAGUGAUGAGAGACACGCACAGAGCCUCAGAGAGAGAGACAAUAUUAUCACACAGCUUCAAACAGCACUGCACACACGCAGCAAAGAGGCAGAGGACCUAAGUGCUACUUUGCUGGGGAAAGUGUCAGCAGGGCCCAGUGAGGUGGUUGAAGAGCUGAAAUCUCGUGUGCAGCUGAAGGAGCGUCUGUUUCAGGAACUGUUGGCAGACCGUAGCAGGCAGGCCCAGGAUCAUCACGCACAGAUCCAGGACCUGUUGAACACCAUCAACAACAGAGAUCAGUAUAUCAAGGAGUCUGCUGACCGGCUGGGACAGGUAAUUGCAGAGCGCACUGAGCAGCUGCAGGAGCUGCGCAGGCACCUGGCGUCCCGGGAACGGGAACUGGUCGAGCUGAGCAGGGAGAGAGAGAGGGAGAGAGAGGGAGGGGCUCCGCUGGCCCGAGAGCUAGAGAAACUGCAGAGUUUACUAAGGGAGAAAGAGGCCUUCAUACGGGAGCUGAUGCAAAGCCAGGAGGAUGCACUACCACCUAGCAAUUCAGAGGCCCGACUAGAGAUGCAGGCUGUCAAAGAGGAGCUCCAGCUAGCCUUGAGGAAGCAGAAAGACACCCAGCAAGAACUCACUGCUUUAAGAAAUGCCCUAGCCAAAAGGCAAGAGGACCAUUCCAGUCCUGGCCACCAGAGUGCACUGGAGCAGAUAGUGUCUGAGUACCACAGUCUCAACGAGGCUCUGAGAGCAGAAAAGAAACUUUACCAGAACCUGACCCAGAUCCAGUCCAGAGGAGACAGCAGCGCAGAGAAGAUCCAGACCCUACACACAGAACUGGAUACCGUUCAGGCAUUGCGAGGUCAGCUGGAGGAGAUCCUGACGAGGACCCGAAACACUGCCCUGGCAUUGGACAGGGGAGCUAAGACGCAGGCUGACUUUGGAGAACUCAGCACAGAGGACGAUGAUGAUGAUGAAGACAAUGAAGACGUUGGUAGCAGUGAUGAAUUCACAGACAGUAUAGAAGAUGAUGAGGUGAAUUUGAGUGCUCAAAGAUUGUCUGCUACAAAGGUGAGUACUUUCGGGGAAAAAAUUGAAAGCAAAUUUUCAAAGAACCAAAACAACACAAGAACAAUACUACUAGAUGUGGCAAAGUGGAGAACUGAGGUGCAGCAGCUGGUGGAGCAAAAGAAGACAAUGGAGAGGGAGCUGAGAGAGCUGAAGAGCCAACUCGACAAGGCUGGCGAUUCCUCACUGGCUCAGAUGAGGAACGCUCUACUUAGUCUGCGUGCAGAGAAUGAGGAACUAAAGCGGAACAGAACCGGAACCGGAACCGAGGAUGAAGUGGACGGGCUGAGCAACCAAGACAAACAUCAACCAGACUGUUUUAUAAUCCAUGACGAGGAGGAUGAGGAAGAAGGGGAGGAGGAAGAAGAAGGGGAGGACGAGGAGGAAGAUGAUGAUGAGCAAGAGCAUCAGGACACCUUGCGAACCUCUCAAGGCAAACGCGGGCCCCCGUGUGUGAAGCUGAGGGAGGCGCUAGGUGGGAAGAGGAGGUGCACCAGACCUCACUCCUUAGAUCUGGGCUCAUUACUUUCUGACCAAUCCACCAGCAACAGAGCAACAAAGACAUCCACCGUCUGUAACCGCACCAGUGAAGGGGGUUUCUGGCAGCACGUGGAGGCGGGUCUGAGGGAGCAAGCGGAGCGUCUGCGUGCCGACCUGGCUCUGAGCAGACAGGAGAGCAGAGAGCUGCAGGAGAGACUGAUGGUGUCUGAGGCCACGGUACACGCCCAGGCUGAACAGCUCAAGGACUAUAGAGAACUGCUGACCGAGACAUCGGUGCAGCAGGACAGCAAACAGGUUCAGGUGGAUCUGCAGGAUCUGGGCUACGAGACAUGUGGCCGCAGUGAGAACGAGGCAGAAAGGGAGGAUGCCAGCAGCCCAGAGUUUGAUGACUUAGAGAUGUGUACGUCCCUGUCCCGGCAGGACUACGGCGGCACACGCUGGGGCUGGCAGAAUGACACCAAGCAUGAGGACCCUGCCUCGCUGCAGUCAGUGGUGAAAGACCUGCGGGCACAGCUCUCCCGAUGCCAUAAGGUAAUCCGUAGCCUGCAGCUGCGCGUGCGCUCGCUCUCCGCCACCUCCGACUACGCAUCCAGCCUGGAGAGGACGCCCCGUAAAGUGAACUGGGCCUUCCAGGCGUCGCCGUCUCACAGCGGGCUGGAGGAGGAUGAGGGCUGGCAGUCAGACGGGCCACGGCCCAACAGAGAGCUGCAGGAGCUGGUGUCCCGCGUGGCAUCCCUGGAGAGCCAGCUGAAGAGCACCAGGCUGGAGGGCAAAGGCGUCACGGAGGAUGGCAAAUGUCCCACCUGGCCAGGAAAAUACAACACGUUGAUCCAGGCGCAGGCCCGUGAGCUGUCUCACCUGCGUCAGAGAAUGCGCGAGGGGCGGGGCAUCUGUCACAUUCUGACGCAGCACCUUGGAGAUACCACCAAGGCUUUUGAGGAGCUGUUGCGCGCCAAUGACAUUGACUACUACAUGGGUCAGAGUUUCAGAGAGCAGCUCGCUCAGAGCACUGCGCUAGCCCAGAGAGUCAGCACCAAGAUCAGUGGAAGAGAUCGGUCUGAACUACAUGAUGAUAAAAUGGGCCAUGAGCUUCUAGCCAUACGAUUGAGUAAGGAGCUCCAGCAGAAAGAUAAGAUCAUAGAGUCUCUUCAUACCAAACUCCAGCAACGUCCAGACACUCCUUCCAGUAGCCGCGCUCCCUCAGAGACCACCGACCAAUCAGAUCACACCUCUUUUGUGUCCGAUGAGAGAGGAUCUACCAAUGAGGACCUGGAGUUGUGUUCAGAUGUGGAUGUGGCCAGCGAAUAUGCCCAGGAAGAGACGGGAGAACAGGACCUACAGCCCCUCCUCAGUCCAAAUAAAGCAGGGGAGGGUCAGCCUCAGAGAGGCGUGUCCUUUGAACCCGUGUCCAGCUCCCUGCCCCUUCCUCAGAACUACUGCUGGCCUGACCCUUCAAACUUGGCUCAAUCUGUGCCCAUUGACACCCUGCCUAGUCCUGUCUCCAUGCAUAGGACACUCAGUUCAACAGAGCUUUACAAAUUGCAGGGACUACCAGCUGGAAGUGGUUUCGUUGUCCCACGUGUAAGCACAGCAUCCACCUACUCACUCCCUGCCCAAACCCUAUCCGACACCAAUUAUGGCCCUUUGUCCCAUUAUGCCUUUCACCAACACAAACUGGGUGGCUGCAGCGGAGGGCCCUCUCUGAAGUCUGAGUUAAGCCUGGGGGAGAACAGUGCAUUGUGGGAUAGAGAUGGCAUUCUACAGCCAAUAAGCACCUUCCCUGGAUCGGUAGGAUACCAAACAGGGAGCAGCCACUCAGGCGUGGAGCUGAUUGAGGAGCACCUGCGAGAGAUUCGGAGCCUGCGGCAGCGUCUGGAAGAUUCCAUCAGAACCAAUGAAAGGUUAAGGCAGCAGCUGGAGGACAGACUGACAGCAUCAGGACGAGAUGGGGGUGCAGCCACUAACAUCUAUAUCCAAGGCCUUGACACUGUCAGUCAGCUGUCCAAUGAAAUCCGUCUUCUGAAAGAGGAGAACCUUAAUCUCCAGUCAAGACUUCAGGCUAGCAGAGACAGCAGUGAGGAGUUGGAGCAGCUGCGGGAGGCAGUGCUGUCUGGGCAUGUACGUUUGAAGCAAGCAGAGUUAGAGGCUAAUCAGUGGAAAGAGGAGUUAAGGAGACUGCAGACACACAGCUGCGAGCAAAGCCAACAGAUCCAGCAACUCAGAGCAGAAAGGCAGAGCAGCCAGGAAUGCACAAACAGACUGCAGCAUGAGGUGAGUUUGCUCCAGCAGCAGCUGUCUGAGAGCAGACAGCUUUUGCAUUCUCUGCAAAGUGAACUCCAGCUCUAUGACAGAGUGUGUGGAAGCAGUAAGAGUUCCCCAGCAGGGUACCUAGCUGAGGUGAAGUACCCUAGUAUUCCUGCUGUGGAGCUGAGUGAGUUGCUGGUGGAAGUUAAGGGACUCAGGACGCAGUUGGAGCACAGCGUACAAGAGAACAGUGCCCUCAGAAGCCAGCUGCAAAAACAGCUGGAGCAACAGUUUUCUGCUGGGGGCAUGGAGCCCCGGCCCUCCCCCAUCCCCGCUAGCCCCCUUCGGGAUGGCAUCUACAGAAGGCAGCUUCUGCAUGACCCAGCUCCCUCUCCCCCAGUCAGAGACACUGGACUCUUUCACUCAGGAUCACCAUACUCACCCUACUCAGAGCUGGAGGAAGCUUCACUCUCAACUAAUGAUGCGUUAGACCCUCAUGCUUACCUGGAAGGAGAAGCCCCAGACGGCUCUUUUGCCAACCGUAACGGCCGCCAUGCCAUCGGACACGUGGAUGACUUCAGCGCCCUGCAGCAACAGGUUAUGGAGGGCAGGGUUCUGGUCCAGAGGAUGGAGGCGGCACUGCAGUCCUGCCUCAGUAUGGCCCUGCUGGAGGUCAAUGCUAACAAGGGUCUAGACUAUAGCUGUGUGAAAACACUACUGUCAAACACUAAGACUCUGAAGCAGAUCUUAGAAGAGGCCAUCUCAUUGCUAAAGAUGUUCUGGAGAGCAGCUCUCCCCAGCGCGGACAGCUCCAUCCAGAACAUGAAAAAGGAGCAGACCAUGAUGGAGGAGAUCCAUUCGUUGCGUAUGAGGAUUUCAGAACAGGAGGAGGUUCUGCAGGGCACCAUUCAGAGACUGAGGAGCACUAACCGCACUAAGGAGAGCAUGGAAACCUUCAUCGUCAACCAGCUGUCGAGGACUCGUGAUGUGCUGAAAAAAGCUCGUGCCAAUUUAGAGAAGAAUGAGCUCAGGAUUUCCUCCCUAAGCUCCUCCUCUUCCUCCCUUUGCCAUGGUAAAGACGUCAAAGGUGCCAAAACCGGGUCUUCUGAUUGGAGUCUCGUGAGCCCUACGACCUCUGAGACCACCGCGGAAACAGCCAGUCUGCGGCCCGCUAAGAAACGUGGCAGGGAGUGCCUUCUCCAGGUGGUCUCAUGUUAA